Molecule: messenger RNA, 825 nt
Organism: Nicotiana tabacum (common tobacco)
Lineage: Eukaryota; Viridiplantae; Streptophyta; Magnoliopsida; Solanales; Solanaceae
Source: RefSeq, a predicted model, not a curated record
AUGCCUGGUUAUGCGAAGAUGAUGAAGGAUUUGAUGUCUAGGAAGUUUGACUUCCAAGACUUGGCCACAGUCACUCUGACUCAAACUUGUAGCGCAGUGGUGACCAGGCCCGUUGUUGAGAAGCUCUCUGAUCCAGGGAGUUUCACUAUUCCGUGCACUAUAGGUAACUUUGCCUUUACUAAGGCACUCUGUGAUUUGGGGGCUAGCAUUAAUCUCAUGCCCCUGGUUAUUUAUAAGAGGCUGGGUAUCGGGAGAGCUAGACCCAUCUCUAUGCUGCUACAGUUGGCUGAUAGGACGGUAAAGCGCCCUUUCGGGAUCCUCGAUGAUGUACUUAUUCAGGUGGGGAAAUUCGUGUUCCCCGCAGAUUUUGUGAUCCUGGACUGCAAGGUAGAUGAGGAAAUUCCUAUCAUUUUAGGAAGAUCGUUCUUAGCCACAGGGAGAGCCUUAAUUGAUUGCGAGACAGGAGAGCUUAAAAUUAGGCUCAAUGAUGAAGAAAUUAUUUUCAAUGUGCAAAAGUCGAUGAGGCAUCCAAGUGAAUUUGCUAAUUGCUCCCUCAUUGAUACUGUGGAUGUAAUUGUUCAGUCAGAUGAUGAAGCAUUGACUGUGGAGGAUUCCCUGCUGGCAUGUCUGACAAAUGUGGAGGAUGUAAAUAGUGAAGAGUUGGCAGAAUGGGUAAUAGCAUUAGAAGGUAGGGGGUUUUGGGAGAGAAAUCUGGAAUUUGAACCCCAACACUUAGAAAAGAGAGAGAGCCCUCCGGCUAAACCAUCCAUUGAAGAACCACCAAAGCUGGAGCUGAAGCCACUGCCAGCCCACCUCAGGUUCUGA